Durusdinium trenchii is the source of this 958-nucleotide messenger RNA. Lineage: Eukaryota; Dinophyceae; Suessiales; Symbiodiniaceae. The record is from the annotation of a GenBank genome assembly.
AGCCCACGUUUGAUCUCAGAGCAUUCUCCGAAGUGCUCAGCUGCUCCUGGCUUCUAAGACGCUUGAGGCGACGGAUGAACGACGGCGGAUACAGUGGCGCCCCAUCCUCGCUGGAUGCGCUCUUUAAAGGCAAAGCCAAGAAGAAGGUGAAGCCCGUGAACUUCAAUGCGCCGCCCUGGAAGACGCCGGUCGUGACCAAGGGACCCGCCAUGGCCCUGAGGCCUGCCGGGGGAAGCGCUUUCACAGCCCCAACCUCCAGCACUGAGGGUUGGGCGCGCGAAUUGAAGAAGGACCAAGACCUCCUCAAAAGCUGCGGCUUGAGGGUCAAGGAGGUGGAAGGAGAUGGUGCUUGCCUUUUUAGAGCGUUCGCGGACCAGCUGACCGCCGAUGAGCCAGAUGCCCAUGCUCGCAUGAGGGAGGAGUGUGUCGACUUCAUGGUCCAACACAGAGGAGAUUUCGAACCCUUCAUCGACGAUGAGUUCGAAUCAUACUGUAGCCGCAUGCGCCAGCGAUGUACUUGGGGCGGGCACGUCGAGGUGCAGGCGCUUGCCCGGCGGAACGGCGUCAACGCGAUCAUCUACCAGCCCUCGCAAGCAUCUGGACGACCAGACCAGAUCCUUAGAUCAGCAGUCGAAAUCCAGGCCACUGAUGAGCAUGCUGGAUGUGUGCAGCUGUCGUUUCAUCCGACCCACCACGCAGGGCAGCACUACAACUCCGUGAGGUGCUGCACUGAUGAUGGCGUGGGACCAGCUGAACUAGUUAGCUUUGGAGAGAUCAAGAGAAGAAUAGAGGACAAGUUGAGGCCCAAGGAUGGAGCUGAGGAGAUUGAUGUGCCAAGGGAGGACCGCUGAAGCAUGCUGAAGCUAUCUCACCAAACUCCAGAGAGAUGAUCUCAAUUCGCCACCCCCUUUUCGCCCUUCUCUUUGGGGCCCCUCCUGGGCGUUCUGCCCCUGCAGAC